Messenger RNA from Ostrinia nubilalis (European corn borer), 4189 nucleotides. It is a transcript of the gene MOF, whose product is annotated as histone acetyltransferase KAT8-like. Gene Ontology annotation, molecular function: transcription coregulator activity; histone H4K16 acetyltransferase activity. The coding region runs from base 1096 to 2424 and encodes 442 amino acids. Lineage: Eukaryota; Metazoa; Arthropoda; Insecta; Lepidoptera; Crambidae. The transcript has a single exon. Gene Ontology annotation, cellular component: chromatin; MSL complex. The record is from RefSeq and is a predicted model, not a curated record. Gene Ontology annotation, biological process: positive regulation of transcription by RNA polymerase II; negative regulation of DNA-templated transcription.
CGCUGUCAAACUAACUGUCAUAACGACAUCGCGAUACGGAUUUGUCAAAACAGCCUUAGGGUGGGUUGCACCAUCUUAGUUUAACUUUGACAAACGUCUAAAAUCUGUCAAACUCCAUACAUAAAACACCGGUUAACGUCAUAGUUACGGUCAAAGUUAGGUGGUGCAACUCACCCUAUUGUUUUUCGAUCGAAUCGAAGCUUAUCACCGGGGUUUUAGUAAUCGCAAUGAAAAUGGCGGGUUUUGCGAUUCGAUUCGAUUUUGAUUGAAUCUUAAGUGCAUGUUGGCUAAGCCUUUGUAUGGGAAAUUUCAAUCCAGUCUUUCGAUUAUCGAUAGGUAGGGCUUUGCGAUUCGAUUUUUUGCCGUUUGACUAAGCCUUUUUUGUUAUCGACCUCUUUUGCGAUUUGUUUAUUUGUUUGCGACUGGUUUGCGAUGGGUUUGCGAUUUUAAAGUGCGUUUUGACUAGACCCACUGCUCUCUGUUUACGUCUAUGCUUCGCUGUCAAACUAGCUGUCAAAACGACAUCGCGAUACGGAUUUGUCAAAACAGCCUUAGAGUGGGUUGCACCAUCUUAGUUUAACUUUGACAAACGUCUAAAAUCUGUCAAACUCCAUACAAAAAACACCGGUUAACGUCAUAGUUACGUUUAAAGUUAGGUGGUGCAACUCACCCUAUUGGUUUUCGAUCGAAUCCAAGGCUCCAAGCUUAUCACCGGGGUUUUAGUAAUCGCAAUGAAAAUGGCGGGUGUUGCGAUUCGAUUCGAUUUUGAUUGAGUCUUAAAUGCAUGUUGGCUAAGCCUUUGUAUGAGAAAUUCAAUCCAGUCUUUCGAUUAUCGAUAGGUAGGGCUUUGCGAUUCGAUUUUUUGCCGUUUGACUAAGCCUUUUUUGUUAUCGACCUCUUUUGCGAUUUGUUUAUUUGUUUGCGACUGGUUUGCGAUGGGUUUGCGAUUUUAAAGUGCGUUUUGACUAGACCCGCAGGCCAUGCUUUUUGCGCGUUGCGCGUUACAUUUUUCUUUAGUCUAUGGUAAUAAUGGCUACUCGUUCUAUGUUGCGCGGUAUUGCGUGAUCCCGCCCGGUGGUUAAUUUUGAUGUGACUAUGGCAAAAGGAGAUAAAGAAUUAGAAAAACCUAUAGUGAACAAUGAAUUACCUACUCCGGAUUGUAGAAGUGUUGAUCAUGAUGACACAGAAUCGACACAGGAGCAGCCUUUGGAUAUAGGGGAGCAUUAUUUGGUUCGGCGAUCGGAUGAGUCAUGGCACCCGGCUGAGAUUAUACAGACGCGAUACAAUGCCGCUGAGGGGAAUUACGAGUACUAUGUCCACUAUGUGGGCUACGAUAGAAGACUGGACGAAUGGGUUUCCCGCCAUCGGGUCAUGUCCGAUAGGUUUGACAUGUGCGAACAAUCAAAUAACAACAUCAACUCUGACCACCUCCUCACCGACAAAUCGGGCCGAAAAAUAACAAGAAAUCAAAAACGUAAACACGAUGAAAUCAAUCAUGUACAAAAGUCAUACGCUGAGAUGGACCCGACCACGGCGGCUCUCGAGAAGGAACACGAAGCUAUCACGAAAGUCAAAUACAUCGACAGGAUACAAAUCGGCAAGUACGAAAUUGACACAUGGUAUUUCAGUCCUUAUCCUGAUGAGUACGGAAAACAAUCAAAACUUUGGAUUUGUGAGUACUGCCUGAAGUACAUGAGGAUGGAAAAGACGUAUAGAUAUCAUCUAAGUGAGUGCACAGCGCGACAACCACUAGGCAACGAAAUCUACAGGAAAGGCACCAUAGCAAUAUUUGAAGCAGACGGCAAAGAACAUAAAAUUUAUUGCCAGAAUUUAUGUUUGUUGGCGAAGUUGUUCUUAGACCACAAAACAUUAUAUUUUGAUAUUGAACAGUUUUUAUUUUAUAUAUUGUGCGAAGUUGAUAAGCAAGGAGCACAUCUUGUCGGUUAUUUCUCUAAGGAGAAAGAUUCUCCCGAGGGAAAUAAUGUUGCCUGUAUAUUGACAUUACCUCCUUAUCAGAGGCAAGGCUACGGUAAGUUGCUCAUUGCUUUCAGCUACGAAUUAUCUAGACUGGAACAGGUUGUUGGAAGCCCUGAGAAACCAUUAUCAGAUCUAGGGAAACUAAGCUAUAGAUCAUACUGGUCCUAUGUCUUGCUGGAAGUGCUAAGUGCCAGUAGAGGCACUCUGAGUAUCAAAGAUCUGAGUCAGAUGACAGGUAUAUCUCAGACGGACAUAAUAUCAACAUUGCAGUCAAUGAACAUGGUGAAGUAUUGGAAAGGCCAACAUGUAAUCUGUGUCACACCAAAGAUUGUAUCAGAGCAAUUGGCCAGUUCUCACUUCAAGAAGCCUCGGUUGUCCGUAGACCCAUCUGCGCUACGAUGGACGCCCCCCAACAAACAAGGGAACUCUGCUAAAGCUAAAAAGUAGUACAGGCUUACAGGCACUGCUUAGAGAAUGUUAAAUUAGUCAGAAUCAAAAGCCUUCUCUAUGCUCAGGCCUGUUAUAAACAAUCUAUACUUAGUUUUUGUUUCAUAUGCAGUGGAUAGAUCAGUGCUAGAAGUAUUAUAAUUUGUAUUGUAAGUGUAAAAAUAUUUUAUGUAAGUGAAAAACAAACAAAUGUUGAUUAAGAUAAUUUUUACAGUGCAUUUGUUAAAAGUAAUGAGCUUUAUUACAUGAUUAAUAGUCAGGGAUAUAUCCAGUGAAGAAUGUUAUGCAUUUUUAUUGAAAAUAUUAAUUAAAACUGUAGAUUUGUGACUGCAAAUACUUGUCAUUUUAUGAUUUAAUAAUAAUAAAAUGUAAUUACAAAAUUCCAAUAUUAUUUAAUGUAUUCAAAUUGUUUGUUAAAAUUCUAAGUGUAGACCUAAAGUUUUUAGAAUUAAAAAUGUAGAUGUUAUUUUGAUCAUGAAAAUAAGUAAAUAAUGGUAGGUACUUCUAUAUAUUUUCAGUUUAUCAUAAUUUAGAAGUGUUUAAAAUCACUGCAGGCAUCUUUUCAGAGACUUGAGAGAUGGGGCUUAUCAUCCAGCAACAGUUAGGUAAAACUUAUUUGUUGUAACAAUUAUUGAUUGUGUGUAAAUUGAAGUUAAUCUGUUAUUAAUGUAAACCAUUUUGGACCAGGUUGAAUGAAUCCUGUGUAUAAAUCUGUCCAUUGCAAUUGCAGUAAAAUUAUUAGACAAAUCUAAAUAAUAGAUGGCUGUGUUGUAACUAUUUUUGUAUAAUCAGAUUGGAUUUGUUAAAAAUGUUGUCAGUUUAAAAAGGAAAACAAAUGCAUAAAUUGUAGUUAUAUUUUUUAAUAAUAGAUUAAUCUGUUGAUGCCCAAUUUCAGACAAAAUAGAAUACUAUUGUAAUGUUCAUGUAAGCAGGGGCAUGCCAAAAUAGGCAAUAAGGCAGUGCCUACCUUGCAAAUUUUCAUCAAUCAGUACCUAGUUUGUAUUUUGUAAGUAUCUACUGCCUACCUCAAAUUAAACUCAUUCUCGCCAUUGUCAGUGGGCACCAAUACAUUAAUUUUAACUACUUCUUGGGCUAUAUAGUUUUUUUAGUUUCCUUUAGGUAUUCACCCUUCCAUUAUAAUAUGAUCUGCUUACAUACAUAAUUUUAUUCAGUUCCUUUUUGUACUGGUAAUAGUGAUAUUAAUUUUAAGUUAUUAAUAAGUUAAUUUUUUGUAGAAAUUCCAUUAAGUACCUAAAUAAUCACUUUUCAUAACAAAAAUUUUUUUACAAGGGUAGCUAAGCUAUUUUAACAUUUGAAAAUCAUGAUUUUUAGAUUUAUUGUAAUAUUACAAAUUACAAUAGUUAAUAAUCGUGUGGGAUUUUGUUAUGAAAGGUGAAUGACUUAACACACCGUCUCCAAAAUGCGCGUUAAAAUUGCGUCACCUAUGAGGUGAUCAGUGAGUACUAAACAUUGUGAAAUAGUGUAGCUAUUUAUAGUACACUAUUGGCUGUCUCGAACAACGUGGUAUGUGUAAUAUAAUUAAGAUUAUUUUGUGUUGUAAGUAUUUUUACUCAUAAUUAACAUAAUUGCAAUGAUUUUUCUUGGUUCUUCGGCAGUUGCCUGCUGGUGGAUUGUUUUAGAAUGUAAAAAAGAUCCUCCCAUUGCAAAUUAAUUAGAUUCUGUGAAUCAUCUGUUUUCACUGUUUAUUUGUGAUAGUUCUUUAGCUGUAAGUGAAAAUGACAAAAAUAAAAGAAUAAAUUGCUAA